CUGGAGCCUUGAAGAGCAGCCCCCACACACUCCAUCCCUACCCUGCUCCCAACCUCUAAGGACCUCUCCUUAGGCUGAGAGAGAAGGUGCCAGCCGCCACCUGCCACCCAGGCUGGAUCUGACUGGUGUCUGUCCAUGGCAGAUGAAAGUCCGUUUGUAGGUGGCAUAGCUGUGAUUUCAUGGGCGCCUGCCAGGCAGUGGUGGCUGUGAUUUGAGAAGCUUGGCUUUCUUGGGUGUGUGACCAAUUCUGGUAGCUGCAGAUGAAUCAUGCCAGGGAGCAGCCCUACCUGGAGACUUCGAACUCCAGGGGUGCUGGCUGUGGCAGCCCUGCUGGUGGCCCUCUGGCUCCUACGACUGCUGGGGGCAGACCCUAGCAAGUCCCUGACACCCCGACCCCCACUCACCAUCCUGAUCUGGCACUGGCCCUUCUCUGACCGGCCUCCCGAGCUGCCCCGCAACACGUGUGCCAGUUUUGGUGUGGACGGCUGCCUCCUGAGCACUGACCGGGAGCUGCUGGGCCAUGCUGAUGUCGUGGUCUUCCACCACCGGGAGCUGCAGAGUCGGCGCGCCCACCUGCCCCUGGAUUUGCGGCCACAGGGCCAGCCCUGGGUGUGGGCAUCCAUGGAGUCACCCAGCCACACACAUGGCCUAGGCCGCCUGCAUGGCAUCUUUAACUGGGUGCUGAGCUACCAGAGGAAUGCAGAUAUCUUUGUGCCCUACGGCCGCCUGGAGCCCCACACUGGGCCUGCACCGCCGCUGCCCCCCAAGAGUGGACUGGCUGCCUGGGUGAUCAGCAACUUCCAGGAGCAGCAGCGGCGAGCACAGCUGUUCCGGCAGCUGAAGAAGCACCUGCGGGUGGACGUGUUUGGCCGAGCUGUCCGGCGGCCACUGUGCUCAGACUGCCUGCUGCCCACGGUGGCCCGGUACCUCUUCUACUUGGCCUUCGAGAACUCGCAGCACCGGGACUACAUCACUGAGAAGUUCUGGCGCAACUCGCUGGCUGCAGGGGUCGUGCCUGUGGUGCUGGGUCCACCUAGGGCCACCUAUGAAGCUUUUGUUCCCCCAGACGCCUUCGUGCAUGUGGAUGACUUCAGCUCUGCCUCUGAGCUGGCUGCCUUCCUCUCCAGUAUGAACCAGAGCUGCUACCGCCGCUACUUUGCCUGGCGAGAACGGCUCCGGGUGCGACUGGUGGGUGACUGGCGGGAGCGCUUCUGUGCCAUCUGCACCCGAUACCCCCACCUGCCCCGUGGCCAGGUCUACCAUGAUUUGGAGGGCUGGUUCCAGGCCUGAGCCCUGGCUUGCUGUGUGUGUGUGUGUGUGUGUGUGUGUGUGUGUGUGUGUGUAGGUGGGGGCAAUGGGGUUCUGUGAGCAGAUUAUAUCAUGUGAAUAGAAACGGUGUUGAAAUCAAACCACGGAGCAUCCGGCCUUCAUGGGCAACUAUCGGUUAAUGCUGAGUCGGAGGCCAGGAAGCCAGGGUAAGGGAGGAGCAGCUGGCCAGGCUUCCUGGAGGAGGAGGCACUGAAGCAGACAACGGGACAGAGAGACCAGGGAGGGGUGGAUGGGGUGUAGCUACUGAGACUAACAAAAGGUGAGGGAGCUGAGCUCUCUCACCCACCACCUUAAAUCAAAUCUCUAGUGUCUCUGAGCUGUCCCUGGAUGUGGGGCUGCCUCUGGAUACUGGAGACAUAUCACCCUUCAGUUUGUGGGUACCCCUGUACCACUUCUGGUUUAGGUUUUCAGACUCACUGCUUUGUUCCUUCCAGAGCCCACACCCCCGGGUAUCCUGCACUCCACAGGGAGAAUUGAUUACAGACCAUCUGCUCUAGCAACCUUACCACUCCUUCAGCUUCCCCUGAAAAAGUAUCCAUUAAUAAAGAAAUGGUGAUCCAGAAGGUGGUGCAAUUGAUAAAACACUGGACUCUCCUAAGGUCCCAAGUUCAAUCCUUGGUAUCACAUGUACCAGAUUAAUUCUGGGAUUCUUUCUUUCUUUCUUUCUUUCUUUUUAAUGUUUAUUUAUUCCCUUUUGUUGCCCUUGUUGUUUUAUUGUAGUUGUUAUUAAUGUUGUCAUUGUUGGAUAGGACAGAGAGAAAUGGAGAGAGGAGGGGAAGACAGAGAGGGGGAGAGAAAGAGAGACACCUGCAGACUUACUUCACCGCUUGUGAAGCAACUCUCCUGCCGGUGGGGAGCUGGGGGCUUGAACCGAGAUCCUUACGCUGGCCUUUGUGCUUUGCACCACAUGCGCUUACCCCGCUACACUGCCGUCAACUCCCUGAUUCUCUAUUUUCUCUCAUAAAUAGAUAAAAUAAAAGGAAGAAAUGAAAGCUUGUAAUGGAGGUGUCAAGUGACAGCAAGACUCAGGGCCCCACACAGUGUACCUCCUUUCUAUGCCUUGCCAUCUGUCCUGCCUCAUGCAUGUCACACCCUGCCUGCCCCAUGUGCUCUCUCUCCUUGGAUAAGUGGCUGUCUACCCUGAUCUGAAAGGCUGAGGAGGGGAGAGAG
Messenger RNA from Erinaceus europaeus (western European hedgehog), 2499 nucleotides. It is a transcript of the gene FUT7, whose product is annotated as fucosyltransferase 7. Lineage: Eukaryota; Metazoa; Chordata; Mammalia; Eulipotyphla; Erinaceidae. The coding region runs from base 268 to 1290 and encodes 340 amino acids. The record is from RefSeq and is a predicted model, not a curated record. Gene Ontology annotation, molecular function: alpha-(1->3)-fucosyltransferase activity. Gene Ontology annotation, cellular component: membrane. The transcript is spliced from 3 exons.